CAUUCGUUCUUCGGUCUUUUGAUUGUAACACAGUCUCUACUCCAAGAAAAAUCUAUCCAUCUUCCUCCUUUCUCUCUCUAAUUUACACCAAUUCUUAUUUCCUUUAUCUAGUCGCCCUCUCUCGUCGGUCGUUUACUAUCCAAACUCUCCAUUCCCAUCUCUCCUUUCAACCUUCAGAAAAAAGUGAAGAUUUUUACUGUGUCCUCAAAUCGACGAUCGGCGAGAGGGAAGUUCUUGAUCAAGCUUGUUGAAGAAUAUAUCCGGAGGUGUUUUUAGAGGAUUUGAGAUGGGUUCUCUUCAUGGUCCAGUUCUUUGCCCAAUGGUCCGGGCAAAACAAUCAGGAUUGUACUCUGUACCGGUUAAAUCACCCUUCUCAAAAGCUAAGUAUAUCAGAUUCUGGGGGAUUAGGGGAAUCAACAGUGAUAGAAUAAAUGUAAGUUAUAGACAGUAUUCACCUAAAGGCAAGACAAUAAUGUGUAGUUUCAGUUCAUCUUCGAAUGGUAAUGGUAGCAUGGCCGGGAAUUCCAACGAGAAUGAUGCUGAUUAUGUGAAUUCCAGUGUGGUUGAAGCUGUUGAGGUGAGGAGCAGCCCGGAUGGUUUCAUGAUCAAGAUGAGAGAUGGUAGGCAUUUGAGAUGUGUCCAUAAUAAUCCACAAGGGGGUCAUCUGCCAGAUUAUGCUCCACAUCCGGCAAUCGUAUUGAAGAUGGAAGAUGGAACAGGCCUUCUUCUCCCUAUAAUUGUUUUGGAGAUGCCAAGUGUGCUGCUCAUGGCAGCUGUUCGCAAUGUCCAGAUUGCUAGGCCUACAGUUUAUCAAGUAGUGAAGGAUAUGAUUGAGAAGAUGGGCUACACGGUGAAACUUGUUCGAGUCACCAAGAGGGUACAUGAGGCAUAUUUUGCUGAGUUACAGCUUGUAAAGUUGGACAAUGAAGCAGAAUGUGUCAGCUUUGAUCUGCGACCUUCAGAUGCCAUUAACAUUGCUGUGAAAUGCAAGGUGCCAAUACAUGUCAAUAAAUACUUGGCCUACAGCGAUGGAAUGAGGGUUAUUGAAUCUGCAAAAGUGUCUGUCCAGAGCUCAUUAUCAGAUGUUUCACUAUUCACUGAGUUGGACAGGCCUACUGGGCAGCCAUGCAUUGAAACAGAGGAAUUUAAUCUCUUGCGCAACAUGCUAAUUGCUGCUGUUGAGGAACGAUACAGAGAUGCAGCUCUGUUGAGGGAUAUGCUUACUCAACUUCGCUCUAAGAGGAAUUGGACAUAGCAGAUCGAAUAUUGUGUCUGCCUUUUCCAUACCCGACCCUAAGAAAAAUCGGAAAAUCUUGGUUUGUUUGUUUGUUUGUUUUUUUUUUUCUUUCCCUCUUCAGGUGCUAUCGGUGGAUGAGUGCACAUAGAAACAAUUGGUCCUGCAGGUUAAGCAGUUUGUUCUAUGGCUUUCAUGAAGAUGUACAUCGAAAGCUUCUGAACAUGUAUAUGUGUAGAUAGAAACUAAUUUUUCCUGGUUUACUAUCACGGUACCAAGUUCCUUCGUUCCUAAGUUUGUGCUGUCAAAGAUUACGUUUAAAUUAAAAACGAGAUGCAUUCAGAGUGGUUAAUGAAAUUCGUCCACCUUUUGCUGUAAAUUUCACUGCGAAGUGAUUAGACUGGUGAUCUUUUUUGUGUUUUA
Olea europaea var. sylvestris is the source of this 1657-nucleotide messenger RNA. Its product is annotated as bifunctional nuclease 2-like. Gene Ontology annotation, biological process: protein ubiquitination. The record is from RefSeq and is a predicted model, not a curated record. Gene Ontology annotation, cellular component: VCB complex; nucleus. Gene Ontology annotation, molecular function: nuclease activity. The transcript is spliced from 11 exons. Lineage: Eukaryota; Viridiplantae; Streptophyta; Magnoliopsida; Lamiales; Oleaceae. The coding region runs from base 287 to 1255 and encodes 322 amino acids.